This is a messenger RNA of Anas platyrhynchos (mallard), 1687 nucleotides long. NCBI's taxonomy places the organism in Eukaryota, Metazoa, Chordata, Aves, Anseriformes, Anatidae. The record is from RefSeq and is a predicted model, not a curated record.
AUCCAUGAUCAAGGUCCAGAUCUAGGGGUCCCGGUGGGCAGUACACUAAGCAUGAACCAGCAGCGUGCCCUGGUAGUAAUGACGGCUAACAGCACACUGGGCUGCAUCAGCAGGAGUCGAGGCAGAAGAGAGUAAGGUGAUUAUUGCCCUUUACUUGGCACUCGUCAGAGCACAUUGAGAACUCUUUAAGGUCUCCCUGGAGCCUUGUCUUCUCCAGGCUGAAGAAUCCCAAUUCCUUCUGUCUGUCUUCAGAGGAGAGGUGCUCCAUCCCCUUGAUCAUCUUUGUGGCCUAGGACAUGGUUGGCUUUCUGGGCUGCAGGUGCACACGUGCUGUCUGUGAGGUGGGAUGUUUUGUGAUGGGAUGUAAGUGGCACUGGUGUAGCUGUGGGCCAUGCUAAACGAGUGCUGAUAAAAUGGUCUCUGUGUCUAGUGCCCCCUUUCCAUUCUGGGAUCUUGCUUAGUCUGUGACUGAAUGCUCUUUCAGCUUUGCCAUCAAGGUAGUCACAACAUUACCGGGCCUCUUGAUGUCACGUGUAUCAAAUACUGGACCCAACAAAUACCUGGAUUUCAUCCCUUUUCUGGUUGAAACUUUGUUUCUGCAAGUAAAAGCACUUUAACGAGAAGCUUAGAUGUUGUUGCACUAGGGGAAGCUGGUGUGCUGCCUCUAAGAGGAACUGUACGGAGGGUGGAGUGGAGUGGAGACAUCGCGGCCAGGCUCCGUGUUAAGAUGGGAACUCAAAGGUGUACAACGGAACUGAUAAGCUGCAUAUUUGCUACCCUGGGCCAAUGGCCUGCCAUGUUUUUGACAAAAUGCUGUCCUUUUGGUGAACUUUGCUCAUUAUAAUAUCAUUAUAAUACCAAAACACACCUCCAUCCCCAAAGCUACCCACCUCCAAGGUGCGACCACCCUGCACUGAGCAUGUGCUCUAACUUUAAACAAAAGCGAGAAAAUUUAGCACUAAUCAUAAGAAAGGUGUGUAUGACUAGAGUCACUCAAUCUCCACCUAGAAGAGAGAAAAUAAUAUAAAUUGGAUUAAGAGAGAGGGGAUGUUAGGGAAGAUACCAUCCUGACUUCUGGGACCAGUUGACGGGCUGAGCGUCUCUUCCCCCCUCCCACAAUUGGGACACCUUUGGAAACUAGUAUUGCUCCGGAGGCACAACAGGAAUUUCCUUUGAGAAACUGGAAAUAUUUAUCCCCAGUUUAAUUUUGGCCCAAGGGUAUUUCCUAUUUUCCAGUGCAAGCUGGGGUAAAGAACCACCCAUCAUUUCGGAGACAUUACCUGCCACCAUGGAGACUGGCGGCUUAUCUGAAACUAAGCCUGCUACUCCAGAAGUCCAGCAUAUUGCUGACCAGGUGAAGCCAGAAUUUGAAAGAAGGGAACACAAAAGAUAUGAUACCUUUCGAGCCAUAGUAUAUAGGACUCAGGUGGUUGCUGGAAUAAACUACUUCAUUAAGGUCCAAAUUUCUAAUUCUGAUACUGGCUACGUCCACUUAAGGGUGUUCCAAGCCCUUCCUCAAGAGAACCAAGGUCCCAGCCUUGAGCGUUAUCAAACCGGCAAAACCAGAGAUGAUCCUCUGGAGUACUUCUGAGAGAUGGUGGGGAAUGUUUCCCGACUUCUGCAAGUUGCACGGGGAUUCUGCCUGUGUCAGUAAAUGCAUGAGAAUAAAAUAAGUUUUGAAAGCUGU